Messenger RNA from Amoebophrya sp. A25, 3381 nucleotides. Lineage: Eukaryota; Dinophyceae; Syndiniales; Amoebophryaceae. The record is from the annotation of a GenBank genome assembly.
GCCUCUCCUGUAUUAAAAAAAAGAAAAAAGUGUUAAACUAACAAGUAGCACAAUCACACACAUCCAGAUGACCCAUCGUAUGCAUAUCAAAGAAACGCAUUACAACAAUGAAGGCCGCUGCGCAGCAUCAAACGAUUCCACAGGGCUGGCGUCGAGGACCAUCACGUGCGCCCCGCUUUUAAGGCUCCCCCUAAUCCAUCUCUUCUAUAGGGAUCCCUCAAGCAUAUGCACCCCAAUACAAGGGAGACGCUGACGCAUAUGCUUGACGGAUUUCCACAGGGAUGAAUAGGGGAGAGGUCUAACGCUUGAGUCAGCUGAUCGGAGACGGUGAUCAACAUGUAAAAACACGCAAGAAUGAGAGGACACAGUCGAAGAACAGUAUCAAUAUGACACAAACAGCUUCUGAGCUAGAUCAUCACAAGGCGAGGAAGCAAAAGAUAAAGGACAACUUUCAAAAGAAUUACAACAUCAAAACUCGAGGAAAACUACAAUAUGCUGUAACCACAACUAGUACAACUACAACGACCACGACGAAACUUAACAAGGCCAAAGACCGUCCCUACCUCCAGAAGAAAGGCAACACUCGUCAAAACAUGCGUCAAAAGAAAGACGAUAAACGACAGUUUGCUGAGCCCCUGAGCAUUGUCCUACGAGAGCAUGGCUAUGGUACUAUUAGUAAUGGCUAUGGUCUUGAGCAUGGCUAUGGUACUAUUAGUACGUCUCAGUACAAGACGAACUACCUCCAGAAUCAGCAAACAAGUCGUGAUUUCUGGCGAUCCAUAGCCGAAGAGUUAACGACAAACUUGGAACGUCGAAGUCGACGUGAUCUCUGUCUUGGUUUGGAUGCCUUGUCGAAGCACUGGAAGAACGAACAAAAGUCAGAUCAAGAGGGAGAGCAUCAUUCGCAAGAACAAGCUACUACUCCUAGAGAGACACAAGACGAGCAAGAUGAAGCUACAGCUUUCUUUUUAUGCAAUCGUGGAGGAAAAAUUUCUCAUCAACUUUUAUUUUUCUACAAUAUUAUAUAUAAUUGUCACGUUGUAGCACCAGUUGGUGUCAGCACGUAACACUAGUAGUUGAUGUAGUCUGCUGAAACUACAAGAACUUCUGCUAUUUACUUCGUUUUCGCUCGCUUACGCAUACGCUCUAACAGAAUCCGCCAAUUCCCCCUUCUGUCGCAAACUACUAGUGCACCUGACUCCAGCACGACUUUCGCGGAGUUAUCGUAUGCAGGACACUCUUUUGUUACUUCAAAGUUUCUUGCGGGGGUCCUGCAAAAGUUUCACUGACAGUUUCGACGGUCAAGGCCAACAACAUCGUCCAGUUCUACAUCCCGUAGUCGAUAUCUUGUUGUCGGAUAUGGAAGGGAAAUUAGAGAAGUUGAGAGGGGAACUACAACUACUUCAGCAGAGCUACAAGAGGUUGCCUGUCGUAGAGAACAAGAGGCUAAUUUCAGUGGAUCGUGCUGAUACAGGUGCACGACGCGAUGCUGGAGGCAAGCAAAGCCAGAGUAGAAGUAGAAAAGGAACAGACAAUGCAGCUGCUCUUCGCACCGACUGCCUCCAGCAAGGUCAGCAGGCUUUAGAAGACCUAGACUCUUUGAUUCAGUGGCUAACGUCUUCUUCUAGUACCAUUUGUUCGGAUGAGAAGACUACAACCAGGUAUCAUGGUCUUCGAAUACAGAAAUUGUUCCAUCAGGCGAUGGAAACUUGUGCCACUUCUAUGUCUUAUCCUCCGCUUCCGGACAAACAUCGUGAAGGUCAGGAUCAGGAUCAUCAUAUGAGUCUACAACAGACUUCCACUUGCUCUUUCUAUGACCUCCAACUGAGCCAAUUUCGUCUUCACGUCCGAACAUUAUAUGGCUGCACACGCACAGUGGAAAGUUUUGAUCUUUUGCAGCGGGUUGAAGCCAAGAAUUGUUCAACAGGUGGAGACGGAGUACCUCAAGGUGGAGUGCAAUUGCUUUUAUGACGAGGCACCUGCUUCAACAUCACGACCUCUAACAAGUUACUGCUCUUAACCUCUACGACCUCUAACAGUGUUGCAGCUAGCCGACCAGUAUAUAUCUUCGCAAGGCACAUCAAGCACAUCCUCUUCCCCACGUGCGCCAACAGGGCAGGACGAGGGCGUGCGCCUCAUCAAACGGGUAAGCAAGACGUGGCGUAAUCUGUCGGAAGUUGAUUGCUUGGCACUCCUAUGCUUCUCGAUAGGUCGUCUUUCGAUAUUAGAGCUGGAACUGAGACGGAGAAAGGCCCAUAGAGAGAGAGCUUCGAAGAAAAAGAGUCGUAUUGAUAUGGAGGAGGAGAAAACGGAGGAUCCCGGAGUGAUUAGCGCGGACGAUGUCCCACAGCACGACGACAAUGUGGAUCAUGAGCUACAAUGUGGACCAUCAGAUGCCUCAAGAGGCACGAGCACUACUCUGCAGAGUACCACAGGAGCGAUUGCCGCGCCAUCAAAGGCGUUUCUGAAAAAGCUACUAACGCGAAUAGCAGGAAGAAUUGUCGUGUUGCAAGAGAACAAUCAACAGCAAGCCCACAAGAAGAACGGCAUGUCAACAAGAGCAAAAGUCGGUCUAGAAGACGACAAAAACAGCGACCUCAUGUCAGUAGCACAACUAGCUGUAGUGACGCGGACAUUCUUGGAGUUCGGGCUUUUCUCUGUACGCUUCGUCCUGCACCUUCUGAAUAUCCUAGGGCAAACCCCAGAAUGGAAGCAAGUCCAACGUGAAUGUGAGACCAAAGUUGAGCUUCAGCCGGUUGGGAAACUGAAUGAAGUAGAGGUCUCAUUUACCAGAAACGAUCAGAAGGAGGAUAAUUACGUUGAGACUAAAACAACAAGUUCGGAGGAAACGGGCUACAUGAGCACUUCUGCAGAUUCACAAACCUCAUUAGCUAGUACGAAGGUGAUGACAAUAGCAGACUACCUUGCUAUGACGAGUAAAACCGACAGGGCUUCGAAGAGUACUUCUACUUCGCAAGAGGAUGAUCCCUUCAACACGACCUUUAUUGAUGAGAAGAACGCCCGGGGGGAGGAGCUCCACCGGCAAAGAACAUCAAGACUCGACCAAACGAGUCUGAAGCGAUGUAUCCGCACGCUUCGAGGAAGCACUCGUCGGCUUUUGGCACUAUGGAAUGACAACUAUACGCUAUCUCCUGUUGAACAAGAGCAAGAAUCAGAGCUACAGAUGUGGGAAGCUCGAUUGAACAAAGCGAUGGACCAUAUUUUUGGAAAUAAGGUAGCUUAGUCUGACUUUGAUCGAUGUGUUACUUUAUCCUGGCCCAAGAACAUCUAAUUGUUCAUUUUGAAUUUUAUUCGUUCUUGAAAAACAAGACGGAUUACUUGUUACGCAUUUUGAGAUGCUGGCGGGGUUCUUAAUCUGGA